AUGAUCUCUUUGAUCACAAUAGGUUCUGAAAUAGGUACCGGAUCUACCAAGAGACCAAGAAGACAUACCUUUUCGACUGCCAGAGAACACCAAGAGAUAGUCAAACAACAAGUUCAAGCUGAAGCAUUGGGUAAACUACAACAAUCAGAACAAGAUUUCACGAAAUCAAAGGGAAAAGGCAAGAUGGUCGUAGACGCUGACUCUUUACCAGACAAGAACGAUAUCGAAACCCGUUCGAUGAUCUCAGCACGUCGAUUAAAACAUCGCGGGUUUAUCAAAGCUCAUGGAGAACGACUUGGAGAUGCAGUUAACAAAUGGAUCAAAGCUAACGCAGAAGCUGAGAAGAAGUUAAACAGAGUAGUAAAAUUUAAAGAACCACUUCAUCAAUCGGUUCGUUCUGAAGAAAGUGAAUAUUGUGAAUAUGCUAAAUCUCUUAUUCAUGCUUCUUUGAUGACUUAUCUCGUUUAA
This is a messenger RNA of Melampsora larici-populina 98AG31, 468 nucleotides long. RefSeq lists its product as uncharacterized. NCBI's taxonomy places the organism in Eukaryota, Fungi, Basidiomycota, Pucciniomycetes, Pucciniales, Melampsoraceae. The record is from RefSeq and is a predicted model, not a curated record. The transcript has 2 exons. The coding region runs from base 1 to 468 and encodes 155 amino acids.